UUCGGCCUGACACCCCAGGGGGUCGGAGGUCUCGGGUGCCGGCAGGUGGUCGCGGCUCCUCAGAGGGCGGGGUGGAGGCUGCGCGGGCCGGACCCGAGGCCGCCCCAGCAGGUGCUUCCUGGAGAUGUAGGAUAAAUUCUUUUAUGACAUCUGUCUUCCAGCUUUCCCUGAUCUGGCUUCAUAGUUUCAAUCCUUUCCCAAGAGCAGCAGAAAAUGAAAAAAUCCAGGGGACAAGUAACAUUCAAGGAUGUUGUUGUGGAAUUCACCCCAGAGGAGUGGCAGUUACUGAACAGUGCUCAGAGGACACUGUACAGAGAAGUGAUGCAGGACAACUAUAGUCUCCUGAUCUCAGUGGGUUAUCGUGUGACUAAACGAAAUGCAGUCUUCAAGUCGAAGCAAAGAAAAGAGCCAUCGCAAUUAGAAUUUCCACACCAGAACUACCCUGAAGACCUACGGGAUAGUCAUGAUCUCGGAGCAAGAAAUCAGGAAUGCCAAGCUGGAAGUUCAAGGAAUGGAGAACUCACAAAACACCAGAAAUCUACCGGAGAGAAAACUUACAAAUGUAAUGACUGUGGAAAGUCCUUCUGCCAGAAGACUGCCCUCAUUGUGCACCAGCAUACCCAUCCGAAGAGCAGGCCCAGUGAGAGCGGGAGGUCCAGGAAUGAAGACUGCACGGCACCGAAGAAAACUACCACCAGAGAGAAAAACUAUGAAUGUAAAGAAUGUGCGAAAACCUUCUGCCACCUGUCGUCUCUCAGUAGACAUUUGAGAACCCAUGCGGGGGAGAAACCCUAUGAAUGUAAUCAGUGCGAGAAAUCCUUCUAUCAGAAACCACACCUCAUGGAACAUCAGAAAACACACACAGGCGAGAAACCAUUUGAAUGUACUGAAUGUGGGAAGUUUUUCUAUGUUAAGGCAUACCUCCUGGUGCAUCAGAAAACACACACAGGGGAAAAACCGUAUGAAUGUAAAGAAUGUGGGAAAUAUUUUUCCCAGAAAUCACAUCUCACAGUACAUCAGAGAACACAUACAGGGGAGAAGCCCUAUAAAUGUAAGGAAUGUGGAAAGGUCUUUUCUAGAAAUUCACACCUCAAAACCCACCAGAGAACUCACACAGGAGAAAAACCUUUUGAAUGUAAAGAGUGUAAGAAAUGCUUCUUCCAGAAGUCUGCCCUCACAGUACAUCAGCGAACCCACACAGGGGAGAAGCCCUUUGAAUGUACUAAAUGUGGAAAAAGCUUUUACUAUAAGUCAGACCUCACUAAACAUCAGAGAAAACAUACAGGGGAGAAGCCCUAUGAAUGUAAUGAAUGUGGGAAAUCUUUCUCUGUGAACUCAGUUCUCAAAUUACAUCAAAGGACCCACACAGGAGAGAAGCCUUACUCAUGCAAGGAAUGUGGGAAGUCCUUCUCUCAGAAGUCACAUUUUGUCAUACAUGAGAGAAAACACACAGGGGAGAAGCCUUAUGAAUGUCCAGAGUGUAAGAAAAGAUUUAUUCAGAGAUCAAAACUCACCGCACACCAGGUGAUACAUACAAAGGGAAAGUCUAUAAAUGGCACAAAUGAGGAAAUUCUUCACAUUCAUCCUUCAAAAUAAUCAGAUAAUUCACAUAAGACAUAAAUUUUGUGAACAGCAUCGAUAUGGGAAAGUCUGAGCCACAAUCUUUCCUUAUAGACAUCCAUACAGAAGUUAAUCCUGUAAGUCUAUAAGGGAGGAAUUUCUGCCAAUGUUAGACUUUACUAAAUAUCAAGCAACAUAGAGAGCAGAAUCCCUACAAAUUAUAAAACACGAGUCAAGAUUUAUUGUACAACAUAGGAGAGAAAUUCCUUAAGUAAAGUGAGUUUUGGGAGUUUUUGGUCAGUAUAGUCAUGUCUAGACUUCCCAAAGCUCACGUGAGUUGAGAAACUCCUGUCAGUAUCCCGAGCACUUGAGAAACCUUUUUAUACUAGUUAGACUCACGUUAGAUACUCAAAAGAUGAUAACUGCAGAGACUGCAACAGCUAGAGAAGCCUUUGUCAAGGACUGAGAUGCAGUGAGUGUCAGACUGUUGGUGCUGGGAUAGGAAACCUUGAUAGGUAUUUUAAAUAUGUGAAAGCUUUUAAACAAAACUUCAGUGUAUUUGUACUGAGGAAAGUAGUUAUACUCUAAAUCAUGUUGUAGGCCUGAUUCUAAGGUUUUCUUUUAAAGAAACCUGCAAAUACAUAGCUGUAUGUAGCUUUUUAAAAAGCACAAAUCAAUUGAAUAAUCAUGCCACACCAUUCAAAGCACUCACAGAACCCUGCAGUACGUGGGACUUACGUGUGUGUGAUGUACUACAAAACGUCUGAUGUGCAUGUAAAACCCAUUCAUAAUUUAUGCAGGAAAAUAGGUAACCCCAGUUUAUGGUGUUUCCGUGUAUAAAGAUGUCUCACAGGAAGUGUCUGCCAUGGCUCCUGUUAACAAUGUGUUUUAAGUGUAAUGUUCUCUUAGCCUUCUGCAUCUUCUCCUCAUUUGUAAGUGGGUACAGACCUUGUUACUGAACUAAUCCUUCAGAAAAGAACUAAAAAUAUGAGGGUAACAUUUUCAUUGGUCUCAUGUUCAGCCAGCGUUUACACUAGGGACACACUGCAGACACCUGCUUGUCUGUAAAGGCAAUCGGAAUCAGUGGUGUUGCACUCUAACAACAGACACCAGAGGCGCUCCGUGAAGACACAGCUGUCUUCGCUGGGUGCUGAGCAGGGGCCGAGCUGCUGCACCUGCACUUUUUGUGCGAGUCUGAGCACGGCACAGCGCUCAUGGAGCGUGCCGGCGCUGAGCUCCCCGAGCUGCAGCCUCUCCGCGCCUCCGCUUCUGUAAGGCCUGCUUGUGGUGUGACGAGCUAAUACUUUGAAAGUACUCCCAAUCCCGUGCAAUCGUGCGCGAGACACAGAAGCACUCUAGGUUAGAUAUAGUGGCAUCAUUACAGUCUGUAUUUAUUGCAGUAAGCUGCAAAAAAAAAAAAAAAAAAUCGGCUACCAACACUCAUCUGCCAUAGUGCCUUGAGUUGGUGAUUUGUAUCCCCACAAGUGACUCAGAGCUGUCCAACUGCCCACUUUUGUAGCCUGCAGGUUCAGAAUGGCUUUAUUUUUCUCAAUGAUCGGAAAAACUAAAGGCAUUUUGUAACAUGUGAAAAUGAUCGUUUUUCUCAGCAUGACUAGUAUUGCUCCGUUUCUAGCAAAGUUCUCUUACUGCCUGCACUUAGUGUAACUGUUGAAUGCUGCUUCAAUCUAAAUCCUGCCACAUUAUUCCUCCCUGCGAAGCUGACCUUUGACUUAUUCUGAUGAAGUAUCGAUACUUAACACUAAUGAACGCUUAAAAUGCUUAUAUGUAUUAAGUGCUUGUAUCUUAAGAAUAAAGUAUACGUUG
Molecule: messenger RNA, 3384 nt
Organism: Condylura cristata (star-nosed mole)
Lineage: Eukaryota; Metazoa; Chordata; Mammalia; Eulipotyphla; Talpidae
Gene: ZNF25
Product: zinc finger protein 25
Exons: 6
Coding region: 214-1596 (460 amino acids)
Biological process (GO): regulation of transcription by RNA polymerase II
Molecular function (GO): RNA polymerase II cis-regulatory region sequence-specific DNA binding; DNA-binding transcription factor activity, RNA polymerase II-specific
Source: RefSeq, a predicted model, not a curated record